AUGAUGAAAGAACAGCUAAAUCAUUUCGAGCAAAAUCACAGUAAUCAUAACUCUCACCAAAAGGAUGGAAAUGCAAUCUACUAAGGCACUCAACUUAAAAAAGCUGAUAUUCUAUUUAAUCCAGGAAAAAAUGGAUCUGGAGGAGGUGUUAACAUGACUAAUAUACAUAACUAACAAUAUCAACAUAUUCAAGGUAGCCAUCAAAACGGUUCAUUAUUAGGCAAAUUUGCGAAUAGUUCAAACCAAAGAGAAGUAAAUUUUAACGAUAUUGACACCAGUCCAAUAAAAAGAAAAAGCCUAAAUGCUGGACCAUCAACCCUUUAAGGGUCAAAUGGAUUAUAAAACCAAAACAAUCAGUCCGUUCUAAAGAUGAAUAAUCUGAUGAGUGAAGAUAAAUUCGGCAAGUAAUAGUAGUACAUGUAGAGAAGAGGAUUGCAUUAAAUACAAAAAAUGAAUGAUAACGCCCAAUAAAUGCAAUAAAAAUAUUCUUCUACACCUGAACCCACUUCUAAUACUAAUACGAUUAAUAAUCAUACAAGAAAACUAUCUGAAACUCCAAACUAGCUUAUUAUUAAUAAUAAAACUAAGGCAUUACAGCUUCAAGCUGUUCAUAGCCGAUAGUUGAGUCAGCCCCUUAAAAAAGGACACUCUAAAAAUCAUAAUAUGAACUAGAAUGAUAGCUUUAAUAAAGGAGUAUUGAAUGAUUCUCAUAAUUUAUCAGAUAUCAAAGAUGCAUCUAGCUUAUACAGAAUGACCCCAGAACCUAAACCCCUAAAGGGGCAUUAAAUAAAUGGCAACAAUAUAUCAAUUUUUGGUCCAUCUCUGUAAUAUGGGAGUCAACAACAAAGAGUAAAAUCUUAACUAUAAAAGAAUCAUGGACUUCUUGAUGCUAAAGUUAACUUAACUGGCUAAAAUUACUAUUAAGCACUUAAUAAUACUUAAUCGAAUUCACAAUAAAAUAACUUGGUACUUCCGUAAACAGCUAGUGGUAUUAGAAGAUUAGAGUCCCCAGAUAUUGCAAGAGGUACCUCUAAUAAUCACCAUAAUAAUGAUGUUCCUGAGUCGGCAUAUUAAAAUUACCUCAACAAUAUGAAUGGAUAGCCAAAUAGACCUGCAUCUGCUUAAAGUUCAUACAAAAAAUAAUAACCAUAGAGCAAUAGUAACAUAUAAAAUAUGAGCCCACCUCCUUUAGUAAAUCCAUAGGGAUUGCAAGGCAUUCAAAAAAUGAACAACAUGGCUUAUGAAUAGCAAUAAAAUUAAGCAAAAUAUCAACAGGACAUUUUUAAGCCAGUAAAUGUCAAAAACUAAAUUAAGUUAAGUACAAGUUUGAACAAUAAGUAAAAAUAGCCAUCUUAAACUGAAAGGAUUCAGUUGCUCAGUAGUCACCCUUAAACUAUUUAACUUCAAAAUAAACCUUUGCUAGAACAAUCAACAAGCGCUUAGAAUAAUAAUAAUAAUAACAGUAAUAUAGCAGCGAAACCUAAAAUAAGUAACAUUAUAACAAAAUUUUCAUUUGCUACAAAAACUGGAAUGUAACCUUAAAAUCCAAAUAAACAAAAUUAAGAUGCUUACAUUACAAGUCCUCAUUUCUUGGGACUUAGACACUGUCAUUUCUUUUCAGUAUGUGACGGACAUGGCUUAUAUGGUAGAGAAGUUAGUGGAUUACUAAAGCAUAGGCUUCCAUUCAUACUUGAGAAUCAUAUGAAAGAAGCCCUUAAAGAUCACGAUUUCCAAAAUUACCCUGACAGAUAAUAGGUCUUCCAUACAAUGAAAGAAGCUUUUGCUGAAACAAAUAAAGAAGUCUGCUCUAUACUCUCUGAUGUUAGAUUUAGUAUAUUAACUUAUGGAAAAAGAAUAUAUGUGGCAAAUGUUGGCGAUUCAAGAGCAAUUAUUGCUAGAGCUUACAAUGAAUAAUUAUCUUGUGACGCCUUAUCAAGAGAUCAUAAACCAGACGAUAAACUUGAGGCAGAAGUAAUCAUAAAUAGUGGUGGUAGAAUAGACUCCUAUAGAGAUUCACAUGGGAACGCACUUGGUCCAUUAAGAGUGUGGCUUAAAAAUGAGGAUAUUCCUGGUUUAGCUAUGACUAGGUCUUUUGGUGAUAUGAUGGCUGCAAGAGUUGGUGUCACUGCUAUCCCUGAAUUCACAGAACUAGAAUUGAAUACUAAUGACAAAUUUAUAGUUUUGGCUAGUGAUGGAAUUUGGGAGUUUCUGAAAAAUAUCGAAGUAGCACGAAUUAUAUAUCCAUUUUAUCAAAAGAAAAAUGCAGAAGGUGCUGCUGAAUGUCUUGUGAGAGAAGCGUUCAAGAAAUGGAAAAAAGAAGAGGAUAGUAUCGAUGAUAUAACAUGCAUAGUUAUUUUCUUAGACAUAAAGUGA
This is a messenger RNA of Stylonychia lemnae, 2373 nucleotides long. NCBI's taxonomy places the organism in Eukaryota, Ciliophora, Spirotrichea, Sporadotrichida, Oxytrichidae. The record is from the annotation of a GenBank genome assembly.